AUGGCACCCAGUUUUGAUUGCUUUUCAAGCCUUCUCUGUGCGGAAGACAACAUUAUUUUUGACGAAAAUGAUCGUGGGGGUUUGGUGGAGGAGUUGGGGGACACGUGGCAGCAUCCGAGAUAUGAUCGAAACCGUAGUCAAAUUGAGAACUUGAAUGUCCCGUAUGAAUCGUUUCCGUUGCCGACUGAUGAGUGUUUGAGACUAAUGGUGGAGAAGGAAUUGCAUCACUUGCCUAAUGGUGAUUAUGUGAAUAGACUGAGGAGUGGGGAUUUGGACAUUGGGGCCAGAAAAGAGGCCAUUGAUUGGAUUGCAAAGGUCCGAGAGCACUUUGGUUUUGGACCCCUGUGUGCAUAUCUAUCCAUAAAUUACUUGGACCGCUUCCUUUCUGUUUAUGAAUUACCAAAGCAACGAGCUUGGACAAUGCAAUUGUUGGCUGUGGGUUGCUUAUCUCUGGCAGCCAAAAUGGAAGAGAUUGAUGUUCCUACAUCUCUUGAUUUGCAGGAGGGUGAAUCUAAGUAUAUAUUUGAAGCCAAAACAAUACAGAGAAUGGAGCUUCUUGUUCUGAGCACAUUGAAGUGGAGAAUGCAGGCAAUUACCCCAUUUUCCUUCAUUGACUAUUUCCUUCAGAAGGUCAAUGGUGAUCAAGCUCCAAUUGGUGAUUCAAUUUUGCAAUCCACGGAGCUUAUACUGAGUACUGUAAGAGGAAUUGACUUCAUAGAGUCCAGACCCUCAGAGAUUGCAGCAGCAGUGGCAAUAUCUGUGGUGGGGGAUGGCGGAGCAGUUCACACAGAGAAAGCAAUUUCUGAUCUGAUUCAGCUCGUAGAAAAGGAGAGGGUCUUGAAGUGCGUUAAAAUGAUCCAAGAGCUGUCAUCAAACAGUGGUUCUGCUAAGGAUGCCAGUGCUUCGGUUUCUGUCCCGAGCAUGCCUGAAAGCCCAAUAGGGGUGUUGAACAAUGCAUGCUUCAGCUACAAAAGUGAUGACCCAAAUGCUCCUCCUUGUGCAAAUUCUUCACAUAAUGAUAGUCCAGAUGCUAAAAGGAGGAAGCUAGACAAAACCUUUGGAGAAUAA
Molecule: messenger RNA, 1068 nt
Organism: Sphenostylis stenocarpa
Lineage: Eukaryota; Viridiplantae; Streptophyta; Magnoliopsida; Fabales; Fabaceae
Source: the annotation of a GenBank genome assembly